AUGAAUCCCUAUGUAACUGAUGAAGUCAGUGGCAAGUAUAUUGCUUCAACUAGAACCAAUGGGAGCUGGCAGAGGAAGUAGAGGGUCAAAGAGGGAUACCUGAUCCAAAAGGAGGUACUUGUCUAUGAAAACAAGUAUGUCAAGUUUUUCAAAGGUAAACCAGAACUUCCCCCAUCACUGAGGUUACAACUUCAACUUCCUGAGGUUACCACAGCCAUCACUCCAUCCAGCUGUAAAGGUGGUGCAACGGGCCUAAGACAGUGCAAUGUUCCUGAAGGGAAGGAAGAGGAGGAAUCAUCAAGAGAAACCGAGUUCCUAAGCAGGACUCUUGAUAAGGUGUCUCUGGGAGAGAAGGCCUAAAAGCCCAGUGCUUUCCAAAGUUCCUAGACUACCUCUCUACCUGCAUUUGAUCCGUGGGACUCUGCUGCUAUCAACCAGAAAGCCAUGAAGAAUAAGCACCCAAGGAAGAAGCUGCAGCAAUUGGAGCAGCUGCUUCAGAGCAUUCAAUUUGGGACGGUCAGUCAGCCCUGCAGAGAGCAGCUGGAAAAGCUGGACCAGAGGAAGGCUCAAGAGGAGGAGCUGGACUACUUGGAACUAAGCCUGAAAGGCUUCAGGAAUAGGGGAGUGGACUGCAGACCGUGGGGUCCUUUGGGGUCCAGGGAGUAUGAAGCACAGCGGUUAGAAAGGGUGACCCCACACUUGCUCACUUCCACCUUCUGUGGCCCAACUCUGUCCUUCAGAGCUGAGGCUCUUCAUUUUCUCCCCUUUCUUCUCAGCUCCUAUUUUUGGACUUUUCUCCCUCCCAUAUCCAGUGUUCAAAUCUCAUUGACCACCCUCAGUACCGCAGAGUCUGAUCUGGGUACUAAGUACCCCUAUGGUUGA
Arvicola amphibius (Eurasian water vole) is the source of this 882-nucleotide messenger RNA. RefSeq names its product PYM homolog 1, exon junction complex associated factor (gene Pym1). Gene Ontology annotation, biological process: exon-exon junction complex disassembly. The record is from RefSeq and is a predicted model, not a curated record. Gene Ontology annotation, molecular function: RNA binding. Gene Ontology annotation, cellular component: exon-exon junction complex; cytoplasm. NCBI's taxonomy places the organism in Eukaryota, Metazoa, Chordata, Mammalia, Rodentia, Cricetidae.